AUGCGGAAUGACAGCACCGUGUCCGAGCUCAUCGUCCUGGGCCUGUCGAACCGCCCCGAGAUGCAGCCCCUAGUUUUAGCCAUCUUCCUACGCAUCUACCUGGUGGCCGUGAUGGGCAAUGGUCUCAUCGUGGCCGCAGUCUCUCUCAGCGCGGCCCUGCACACACCCAUGUACCUCAUGCUGCUGACCGUUGCAUUGGUCUAUGUCGUGUACACCUCCUCCAUCGUCCCCAAGAUGUUGGAGACCACGCUGGGGCCCCGGAAACCCAUCUCCUCCCACGGCUACAUGGACCAGCUCUUCUUCUUCACCUGGUCUCUGGGGGCCGAGAAGAUGGUCCUCUUCACCACCAUGGCCUACGACCCCUGGGUGGCCUUCUGCUUCCCUCUCCUCUACGCCGCCAUCAUGAGCCGGCGAACGUGCUCUGCCCUCCUCGCUGCCGUCCUCCUCAUCGCCAUCACCAUCGCCUGGGUGCACACGGGCCUUAUCCUCCGGAUCCCUGCCCUGCUGGCCCUCUCCUGCAGCCCCGUCUGGGCCAACGAUGUGACGGUCUUCGUGGCCGACAUCGCCCUGGCCAUGGGGGACUUCCCGCUGACCUGA
Tachyglossus aculeatus (Australian echidna) is the source of this 597-nucleotide messenger RNA. Its product is annotated as olfactory receptor 13G1-like. Gene Ontology annotation, cellular component: membrane. The record is from RefSeq and is a predicted model, not a curated record. The transcript is spliced from 2 exons. NCBI's taxonomy places the organism in Eukaryota, Metazoa, Chordata, Mammalia, Monotremata, Tachyglossidae. Gene Ontology annotation, biological process: G protein-coupled receptor signaling pathway. Gene Ontology annotation, molecular function: olfactory receptor activity. The coding region runs from base 1 to 597 and encodes 198 amino acids.